AUUGAGCCUGUCAAAGUGACAUAGCAAGGUUCCAUAUGCCUGCGAAUGAAUACAGGUAUAUAGAUGAACUGUUACAAGAAAAUUUUAAUAAAGCCUUGGAAGGAGCGCGAAGAACAAGGCCCCACCGGUUACACGUUAAUCUAUUGAAAGUAGUAUUGAACACAAAAAGAACGCUUUAAAGAUUUCUUCAACCAUUGAGAGAGAUUACUCUAAGCCCUCUAUUCCCAUUGUUGGUUAAACGGAGAGAUCAAACAAUGAGAGAGACCUGUACGGCAGCCUCCUGUGGAAAGUGGGAAAAUCGAUGGGGGAGAGGGAGGGUUGUCCUUCGCCGCUGCUCAGAAGCUGUGCUGGUAAAAUAAUGGCGACAACAAGCCGCGGCUGCGACGUUGAGCAGGAGCAACAAGGGGAGAAAGAAUGACGCAGCCCUAAUGGGCUUUUUUUUUUUUGGAAUCUAAGUCCUCUGAGAAAGGCACGGCAAAGUUCUCUGCGUUUGAUGCUUGUAUGUCCCUGAAACGUUUUUGAGUUGCACAGUAUUUUCUCUGUGCAUCAAACAUGCCCUCAUGUCCUGACUCUGCAAGCGCUACUUUUUCAAAGCAUGUCAUACAUGAGAAACUGAAAUCCAAUUUUUCGUGCAACUUAAUAGCCAGUUAAUGGGUCAGAGCUCGCGAUUCCAUCUGGAUCCUGGAGUAAAAACAAAUGAUAGUCGAAUCACGAAUGCUUGAUCAUGAAUGCUUCCAUCGCGAUUCAUGUGUGAUGUAUACAAACUGUUGGAUGAAAAACACGAGAAGAAAAGAAUAAAAAAAAGGUGGAGCUGAAGAGGCCGAAAUACGAUUCACCCGAUGCCUUCACCUGACAGGGUCUGUGGAAGUGGGGAACAUUCACUCAUAACCAACAACAUGAUCGAAAGGAAGAAAGAGGGCACAGGGGCUUUAAAUUUCGAACGAAUGGGCCGAGGGGUGUUUUCGCCAUUUCGAAAUCCAUUCAAAUUUCAAAUGCUUUCCUGGAUUGACACGUGGAGGCGACGACUGGGGGAUCCUGACCGUCGCUCAUGUUGAGAUGGACGGUGAUCGUGGAGGCACAGAGUAUCCGUAUCUUAGAUGGGUCCCGCGCUUCUGCCGACGCACUGACGUCAGAAGUUUUUGAAGAAGGAAGCACCGCCGAAGAGCCAUGUAUUCGGGCCGUUCAUCUUCGAGAUGGACGACGCUGAAGCCUCAACUGACUCGGCUUCCACUUUGCACCGACAGCUCCGGCGGUGCCACCGUCGGGUCUUAUGUAGCCGCGGCCUGGCACGGCUUUUAAAAUCAGGAGAACCGGAUUCCGCCAUUGCCGUCCGAUCUUCGGGGCUCCCCCAGCAUCCAGCCGUCAGAUCCUUCCGCCCCUCUAUGCGGCGGAGUCCUGCUUCCGACGGCGACGCUGCUGCCGGAACUUUCUUUCCGACGUCGCCGGCGACCUGUUCAUGACGGUUGGGAAGAUUUUGCUCCCUCUGAGGCCUCAUCGCACUUCCACGCUUUCUAGCUCGCCUUCAGUUGGUGACGGAGCGGCCGGUCUCCUCUUCGAAGGACUGAAACUCAUCCAUUCUACUCGAAAACUAAGAAUGGCUGAUGAAACAGGAGCAGUGGACGCCAAAUCCACAGAACAAUGGUUAGAACAUGCUAAACUGUUGGUUCCUGCAGCCAUUGAGAAGGCAGGUUCUGUGAAAUGCUUUACUGGCAGGUGGAAACUAGUACUUUCGAAGCUAGAGCAGGUGCCAUCUUGCUUGUCUGAUCUCUCCAGCCAUCCUUGUUUCUCCAAGAACAGCCUCUGCAAAGAACAGCUAGUGGCUAUCUCGAACACCCUCAAUGAGGCCAUUGAGUUGGGUGGACGGUGCUCCGAGGAAAAUACCGGUGGUAAACUUCAGAUGCAGAGCAAUCUUGAUGCUUUGUCCGCGAAGUUGGACUUGAAUCUUCAUGACUGCGGGGUUCUUAUUAAAACUGGCGUCCUGGGGGAAUCCACUCCAUCGCCAGCGACUGCGAAACCCGGAAGCGGGGAGCAACCGGUGACUGCUAAAUUGAAUGUCAGAGAGCUGUUAGCCCGUCUGCAGAUUGGUCAUAUAGAAGCUAAGCAUCAGGCUCUUGAUAGCUUGGUGGAAAUCAUGAAGGAAGACGAGAAGGGCGUAUUGAGCGUGAUGGGGAGAAGCAACAUUUCUGCUUUGAUUCAGUUGCUUAGUGCGAGGUCCCCCAAAAUCAAGGAGAAAGCUGCGGAUGUGGUGUGUUCAUUAGCCGAAUCGGGUACCUGCGAGAAUCUGCUUGUCUCUGAGGGUGUCCUUCCACCUCUCAUCAGGUUGGUCGAAUCUGGCAGUUCAAUUGCGAAGGAGAAGGCCACAAUUACUCUCCAAAGGUUGUCUAUGGCAGUAGAAACUGCCAGAUCCAUUGUGGGACGUGGUGGUAUUCCUCCACUUGUCGAGAUGUGUCAAACAGGGGUUUCUGUUUCUCAAGCAGCAGCGACUGGUGUUCUUAAGAAUCUUUCAGCAGUGCCGGAAGUUAGGCAGAGUCUUGCCGAAGCCGGGAUCAUCAAGGUUAUGAUUGAUCUUCUGGAUUCUGGGAUUCUAUUAGGCUCUAAAGAGUACGCUGCUGAGUGUUUGCAGAACAUGACAUGCAGCAACGAGAGUCUGAGGAGGCAAGUGGUCGCUGAAGGUGGAGUGCAGCGCCUUCUGGCCUAUAUCGAUGGCCCUCUGCCCCAAGAGUCUGCUGUAGCGGCCGUGCGUAAUUUGGUUGGAUCAAUGCCCUUGGAAAGUCUGAUUGAUCUCGGCCUUCUUCCUCGUUUGCUGCACGUAUUAAAAGCUGGAUCCUUGGGUGCUCAGGAAGCUGCAGCUUCAGCUAUAUGCAGGAUAUGCAAUUCAAUGGAAACGAGGAAACUGAUUGGUGAGAUUGGUUGCAUUCCGCUGCUUGUAAAGAUGCUGGAGGCUAAGACCAACAGUGCUAGAGAGGUUGCUGCUCAAGCCAUUGGAAAUUUGAUAGCAUUUCCGCAAAACUGCAGAGAGGUGAAGAAGGAUGAAAAAAGUGUUCCGAGCCUUGUUCAAUUACUCGAGCCGAGCAUGCACAACACCGCUAAGAAGUAUGCCAUAUUUUGCCUUGCGGCUGUGUCUUCAAGCAAAAAGUGCAAAAAGCUGAUGAUCUCCUAUGGUGCCAUCGGCUAUCUCAAGAAGUUGUGUGAAUUGGACGUUCCUGGUUCAAAGAAGCUGCUUGAGAGGCUAAAACGAGGGAAAUUGCGAAGCCUGUUUAGCCGGAAGUAGGUGGUGAUGAUUAUCCACGGGGCUUCUUGAUGUGUUUUGCGCAGCUCGUUGUUUCAUUUUCUCUAUGAAACAAGAGGCGGUUUGUUCCAUAUUUUUGUAACUCCUAGAUGCUAGUCAGUUCUAGUCUCAUGUAAAUUAAACCUGCUCCAAGUUUCAUGUAUCUUUCAUGAUCCCAAUGUUUGAAACUUUGCUAAUCA
Molecule: messenger RNA, 3468 nt
Organism: Nymphaea colorata (pocket water lily)
Lineage: Eukaryota; Viridiplantae; Streptophyta; Magnoliopsida; Nymphaeales; Nymphaeaceae
Product: protein CELLULOSE SYNTHASE INTERACTIVE 3
Exons: 3
Coding region: 1457-3271 (604 amino acids)
Molecular function (GO): protein binding
Source: RefSeq, a predicted model, not a curated record